CUUGAAACAGAUAAAAUGUACUGGCUUGUUAUCUCCUCAUUUGCAAUCGCCGUGUGCGCGCACCAAUAUGAAAAAUUAUUAAGAUGGGUCUAGCUACUUGAAUCACCAACCAAAAUGGGGAAAUCCAGUAAGGACAAACGUGACAUCUACUACCGUCGUGCCAAGGAGGAAGGCUGGAGAGCGCGGUCAGCGUUCAAGCUCCUCCAGCUCAACGAAGAGUUCCAGAUCUUCAAGGGUGUGAAAAGAGUGGUGGAUCUCUGUGCAGCUCCGGGGUCUUGGUCCCAAGUAUUAAGUAGAGAGUUAUUCCAAAACCAGAAGCAAGAAGACGCAAAGAUUGUCGCUGUGGACUUACAGCCUAUGACCCCAAUAGAUGGGGUCACCUGCAUCCAAGCAGACAUCACCCAUCCAAAGACUCUCCACAAGAUCCUUGACACCUUUGGUGGUGAGCCAGCAGACUUUGUUUGCAGUGAUGGUGCACCUGAUGUCACUGGAUUGCACGAUCUUGACGAGUACAUUCAGGCACAAUUGAUUUUGUCUGCAUUACAAUUGACCACAUGCAUUUUGAAGCCUGGAGGUACCUUCGUGGCCAAGAUCUUCAGAGGAAGGGACAUUGAUUUGUUGUACAGCCAGUUGAGCUACUUGUUUGAAAGAGUUGUGUGUGCAAAGCCCAGGUCUUCAAGAGGUACCUCGCUAGAGGCUUUCAUUGUGUGUUUGGGCUAUAAGCCCAGCAAGAACUGGGAACCAAAGUUGGAAUUGAAUAAAUCCACCGAAGAGUUCUUUGAAGGUGCUGGGAUCGGAAAGAGUGACAACUUGGAGCAUUUGGACUUCCCUGUGGACGAAGGCAGGACCAUAGGCACAUUUUUGGCCACAGGUGACUUGAACGACGUCGAUUCAGAUGCCACGUACAGACCAGGAAAGGAAAGAGAAUUGGUGCCUGUGCAGAUGCCCACCGCUCCACCAUACAAGAAAGCAUUGGAGAUGAAGAGAAGAGGAGACUUGGUUAGAAGGUGAUGUAUAAUAGUGUAUUUUAGCAAGCUAAGAGCAAGCAAUUCCAGCGAGUCGAGCGAAUUAAACUUGCAACCCAGCAUUCAAUAAAUAAUCAGCAUGAUAG
This is a messenger RNA of Suhomyces tanzawaensis NRRL Y-17324, 1111 nucleotides long. Its product is annotated as tRNA methyltransferase. Gene Ontology annotation, cellular component: cytoplasm. The record is from RefSeq and is a predicted model, not a curated record. Lineage: Eukaryota; Fungi; Ascomycota; Pichiomycetes; Serinales; Debaryomycetaceae. The transcript has a single exon. Gene Ontology annotation, biological process: tRNA methylation; cytoplasmic translation. Gene Ontology annotation, molecular function: tRNA methyltransferase activity. Bases 115 to 1011 code for a protein of 298 amino acids.